This is a messenger RNA of Coregonus sp. 'balchen', 2490 nucleotides long. NCBI's taxonomy places the organism in Eukaryota, Metazoa, Chordata, Actinopteri, Salmoniformes, Salmonidae. The record is from the annotation of a GenBank genome assembly.
UCCCAUAUUUCCUGGUGUCAAUUCACCUCACUUCAUCGCUGCGAGACAAUGAAGAAAACACACACCCUGCUCAAUCUGCUUCUGAUGCUAGUGUACCUAGCAGGUAAUAUGAUUUAAAAAUAUAUGACAACAUUGUUUUAUGAUAAUAUUUUGUGAACAUUUAUCUUUGAGGAUGCCGAAGUCGGUUUGAUAUCAGUCAGUAGGUCUGGACACUUCCUGUUAAGCUCUAUAACUAUGUAUACUUUCAAUGUCUACAGAGGUCCAGCUUUUGUUUGGGUGAAAAGAGUGUUACAUUAUAAUGUGUUGAUGAUAGACUGUGGAUGUUUUGAUGAACUUCCAGGAUCGGCUUUGACCACUGAUGGGAGGAAUGGCAGUACCAGUAAGUAAACCACAGAACAUACUAGCCAAGCCAAAUGAUUACAUGAUGGACCACAUCUCUACAUUGUUGGGCGUGAUGGGUACUCUGAAUAAUGACUGUGGUAGUAGGGUAGUGCUAUCAGCUAUCAGUUAACUACAGAAGUGAAGGCCUUUUAUUGGAUUAUCGUUGUAGUCAUUUAUCACUGUUACAAGAAUACAUUUACACCCUGUAUCCAAAGAAAUCCUUCAUUCUAAAACCGGUAGGCCUACAUUGCCUGAUUGUGCACUGUAAUUUUCAGAUGGUCCUUUGGAACUAAACAUUGUGGGGCCUGACUUUGUUAAAGUGGGCGUGCCACGCAGUUUUGACUGUGCUGCCCAGUGCUCACCCUCCUGUAGCUACAGAAUGAGUAUCGACGGGCAGAUUUGGCAGGGCAACGAGCUGUUGUUCACAGCUCACCAAUGGGAGGAGUCCCUAACCCUUACAUGCACUGCAAGGAAUGAUGACUCUGGGAGGUCCUCAACAGUAACAAAGAUACUGCAGGUUUUAGGUGCGUGGAUGGUUUGUUGGUUUUUAUGCCAAUUCACCUGAAAUUAGAGGUGCAUGGUCUUUAUGAUAUUAGGAAUGGAGUGAUAAUUCAAUGUAAUUUACUGACAAGAUGUCUGGAUUACUGGAUUAGUGUUAGAUGAAAUAAUUUUGUUCAUGUUUUUCACAUUUGUAAUAGGAUCUAGACCAGGGUUUCCCAAACUCGGUCCUGGGGACCCCAAGGGAUGCACGUUUUGUUUUUUUCCCUAGCGCUACACAGCUGAUUCAAAUAAUCAAAGCUUAAUGAUGAGUUGAUUAUUUGAAUCAGCUGUGUUGUGCUAGGGCAGAAACCAAAACGUGCACCCCUUGGGGUCCCCAGGGCCGAGUUUGGGAAACACUGAUCUAGACUAUUGUCUAAAUGUGUAUGUGUUCCUCCUUUUAGCUGGACCAACCAACGUAUCGAUCACAGGCCCUGCCCUGAUGAUCCCAGGGGCCCCACAAAGCUUCAAGUGUUACGCCGACUGCCGUCCCUCCUGUAACUACACCUGGGGGAUAAAGGGCCGAUGGCUCGGAGGACAGGGGAACGAGAUUACCGUAAUUCCCGAAGAGUUGGCCACCUCUGUUACCCUGAACUGCAAGGCCAUCAACAGUGUGUCUGGGUUCUAUGCCAUGGCAACAAGGACAAUACCUGUGACAUGUAGGUUAUUGGGAGAUUUAACGCUUCCUCUAACAAUUGUAGAUUCCCCCUUGCUGUUAGUGUAAUGCAAUUGUCCAUAUCCACAUCAAUAGCUUCAUCUAUCAAUAUACAUAUGCUCCUUUAUAUAGUAUAUAGUCUAUAUUUGAUGAUUCAAGAGUGAUGUUGGGGUUUUGGUUGAAGUGAUACUUGAACCAGUUUCUUCCUUUACUUUUUGUCUCCUAUCAGCUGGUCCAUCAGAGGUCCACAUCAAAGGCCCAGACUCUGUUGCAGUCGGUUUCAAGUCCAUGUUUAAGUGCUCUGCCAAAUGCACUCCCAUAUGUGACUACCGCUGGACCAUUGAUGGUCACACUGUCCAUGGCAGUGAGAUGGAGAUGACGGUCGAGCAACAUGUGAAGUCAGAGAAGAUUAUGUGCCACGCUCAGAAUACUGUCUCAACUCAUUUUGAGGUGGUCACCAAGACCGUAUGGGUGGAAGGUACAGCAGAAAUCUCAUGAUUAUACAUUUUAGCAACUACCUUAAUUUGAGGAAAGACUACAUCUUUACCUGACGUAUAUGGUCUUUAUGAUGCUGUCAUAAACAUUAUCUGACCUAAUAUCUUGUUUUUCUUGUGUUCCUUUUGGAAUGUUUUUGUGCGUGUUACAGACAAUGACAAAAAAAAGAUCCUCUCAAAAAAAGAUGCUUGCCAAGCUGUGUCCAGUUUGUGUUUGUACAAACAAACCAUCUCUGGGAGGAAGUGUCAGCAUUGCACAGCAGCUGAAACCUGGUCCCGAUUGAGUCCAAACACUCCUUGCUGACAACAACACCAGGCUCCAGAGCAUUAAAGCUGUAAAACAGGAAAAUAAACCGAAAGUAGACAAGACAUUAAAACCUUGCAUACCAGCUACAGUGCCUUCAGAAAGUAUUCACACCCCUU